AUGGCGCAGUAUAUGGAGGAGCUGACGGAGCCGACGGCGCUGAAGAUCAAAGCCGACUGCCACGGCGCCACCUACCCGGUGGGCGGGUUCCGCGUGCAGCCCUCCGGCUGCGUGGUGACCAGCCUCUUCCCGGAGCACGCCGACCGCAUCCGCGACUUCGAGGUGCGGCCCUCCGACAUCUGGAUCGUCUCCUACCCCAAGUGCGGAACCACGUGGACGCAGGAAAUGGCGUGGCUGAUCGCCAGUGGUGCGGAUUUCAAAGGCGCCAAGGAACGUGCCCUCAACGAACGGGUGCCCUUCUUGGAGAUAAUGACCAUUGGAAGUUUGCCAGAUGAUGUGAUUACCGAAUUCUUCCGGAUCAUCCACGAAGACAACUCUGAGAUGCCUCGCGUCUUUAAGACCCAUCUGCCACGUGAUCUUCUCCCCCGUCAGUUGUGGACGAAGAAACCUAAGAUUAUCUACGUAUCUCGAGAUCCUAAGGACGCAGCCUUAUCUUACUACCACCAUCACCGCCUCUGGAACGGUUACGUGGGCACUUUAGAUGACUUCCUGGAGGCUUUCUUGGAUGACACACUAUUGUACAGCCCAUUCUGGGAGCAUAUUCUGGAGUUCUGGAAGUUACGACAUGAGCCAAAUGUGUUGUUCAACACAUUCGAGGAGAUGAAAAAGGACUUGCCCGGGGUGAUCCGCCGCACGGCCAACUUCCUGGAGCAGCCGCUGUCCGAGGAGCAGGUGACCGCCCUGGCCACGCACCUCAGCUUCGCCAGCAUGCGCGACAACCCCGCCGUGAACAACGAGCGCUUCGCCAGCCAGGAGCGCAACAACCGCCAGGACCCCAACCUCAAGUUCAUCCGCAAGGGGGAGGCCGGCGGCUGGAAGAGCAGCAUGCCGCCGCACUACGUGGCGCGCUUCGACGCCUGGACGGCGGACAAGCUGCGCGGCUCCGACUUCCCCGGCGCGCCCGCCGAGUGA
This is a messenger RNA of Gryllus bimaculatus (two-spotted cricket), 972 nucleotides long. The record is from the annotation of a GenBank genome assembly. NCBI's taxonomy places the organism in Eukaryota, Metazoa, Arthropoda, Insecta, Orthoptera, Gryllidae.